AUGGAGGCUGCUGGGGUCUGCUUGUGUCAGUAUGUUGUCAUCUCAGGUCACCUCCUGUUCACUCUUUGCUUUGCCUUCAUUCGAGUGUCAGAAAUAACCACAGAUAUCAGUCCCCAGAGUGUUGGCGGCUCUCGCGAGGAACCUCAGUUUGUGACGGCACGUGCUGGGGAGAGUGUAAUCUUGGGGUGCGAUGUGAUACACCCCCUCACCGGACAGCCUCCUCCAUAUGUAGUUGAGUGGUUUAAGUUUGGAGUUCCCAUUCCCAUUUUCAUCAAAUUUGGGUUCUAUCCUCCUCAUGUGGACCCAGAAUAUGCAGGCCGUGCUAUUCUUCAUGACAAAGCAUCUCUACGCAUUGAGCAAGUACGUUCACAAGAUCAGGGCUGGUAUGAGUGCAAGGUACUGAUGCUGGAGCAGCAAUACGACACCUUUCAUAAUGGCAGCUGGGUGCACCUCACUAUAAAUGCACCCCCCACAUUCACAGAAACACCACCUCAGUACCUGGAAGUUAAAGAAGGGAGCAGUACCACCCUCACUUGCACUGCUUUUGGAAACCCCAAACCUACUGUCACGUGGCUGCGGGAGGGUCAGUUCCUUGUUGGAAACGCCAAAUAUCAGGUGAAUGAUGGCAGUCUAACCAUUUCUUCCAUCGGACGUGAAGACAGAGGAGCGUACACCUGCCGAGCUUCCAGUAUACAGGGAGAAGCCGUACACAGCACACGACUCCUUGUACAAGGGUCACCUUUCAUUGUUUCCCCCCCUGAGAACAUCACGGUUAACAUUUCCCAAGAUGCUCUGUUCACAUGCCAGGCCGAGGCGUAUCCAGGGAACCUCACCUACACCUGGUACUGGCAAGAGGAGAACGUCUUCUUUAAGAACGACCUGAAGAUGAGAGUGCGCAUUCUGAUAGACGGCACGCUCAUCAUAUUCAGAGUCAAACCAGAGGAUGCUGGGAAAUACACCUGUGUGCCUAGCAACAGCCUGGGACGCUCGCCAUCUGCCUCAGCGUAUCUGACUGUACAGUAUCCUGCACGAGUAGUGAACAUGCCACCUGUUAUUUAUGUCCCGGUUGGAAUUCAUGGUCACAUUCGUUGUCCUGUGGAGGCUGUGCCACCUGUCACUUUUGUAAAAUGGAAUAAAGACGGUCGACCAUUAAGGAUUGAAAAGUUUUCAGGCUGGAAGCUUCUGGAAGAUGGAUCUCUUCAUAUUGAGGAAGCUACGGAGGAGCUACUGGGCACAUACACCUGUGUGCCUUAUAAUGCAUUGGGGACCAUGGGGCAGUCUCCUCCUGCAAGGCUGCUGCUGAAGGACCCGCCCUAUUUCACGGUGCUGCCCGGCUGGGAGUAUAGACAAGAGGCCGGAAGGGAGCUGUUGAUGCCUUGUGCAGCUGCAGGGGAUCCUUUCCCCUCCAUCUCUUGGAGAAAGGUUGGGAGACCCUCUUCCAGUAAGCACAAUGUGCUGCCCAGCGGCUCCCUGCAAUUUCGCUCACUCAGUAAGGAAGAUCACGGAGAAUGGGAAUGCGUGGCUAGCAAUGUUGUGACAAGUAUCACUGCCAGUGCUCACCUCACUGUUAUUGUAAUGGAGGCUGCUGGGGUCUGCUUGUGUCAGUAUGUUGUCAUCUCAGGUCACCUCCUGUUCACUCUUUGCUUUGCCUUCAUUCGAGUGUCAGAAAUAACCACAGAUAUCAGUCCCCAGAGCGAGUGA
Bombina bombina (fire-bellied toad) is the source of this 1701-nucleotide messenger RNA. Its product is annotated as protein turtle homolog B-like. Bases 1 to 1701 code for a protein of 566 amino acids. NCBI's taxonomy places the organism in Eukaryota, Metazoa, Chordata, Amphibia, Anura, Bombinatoridae. The transcript has 12 exons. The record is from RefSeq and is a predicted model, not a curated record. Gene Ontology annotation, biological process: cell-cell adhesion.